UGGUUACAGGAGCUGGUCGCGGCUGGAUGACGUCAUCGCGCCGAUGUUGUGAUGUCCGGGAUUGACUGGUGCUAAUCAUGGGGACGAGCAAUGAUUCGGAUGUGAAGGGCCAGAGCGGCGGAGAGGAGGAUGGGGACCCCGGUGACCGGACAUCCCCGAGCCCGUGGAAUAUCAUGAUUAAGCAUCGACAAGUGCAACGUAGGGGGCGCCGUGCUCAUGUUGCAGUCAGUUACACCGAGCCAGCCGUCUCCAUGGACCUGCUGCGGGCUGUUCUACAGCCGAGCAUCAAUGAGGAAAUUCAAGGCGUUUUUGAUAAAUAUAUGAAGUUCUUUCAGAAAGCUGCUAUUAAUGUGAGAGAGAAUGUGGGGGAUCAAGUGGACCCCGAGCAACUGAUCCGAGAGACUUGUCGCAGCUGCCUGGAGCAGGCAAAGGUCCUCUUUACAGACCGAGACAAAGCAGUAAUGAAGCCGAUGUUAGAGGGCCCCGCCAUGAAGAGAACAAGAAUAGCAGAAGAUGAGUCAUCCCUGCGGAGGAGUCCAGUGCCCAAAAAGAGAAAGGGGCGCCCCCCGGGACAAAGCUCAUUGAAUGACCGGCAUUCCUCAGGACUUACAUCUCUAAAACCCAAGACUGGCGAUCCUAUCAGGCGUGAAGGGCCUAAGUGGGAUCCAGCCAGACUGAAUGAGACAACCAACUUUGUGCUUGGAUCACGAGCUAAUAAGGCUUUAGGAAUGGGAGGGACCAGGGGACGGAUUUAUCUCAAACACCCAGAGCUGUUUAAGUAUACAGUCGAUCCACAGGACAAGCAGUGGUUGACGGAGAAACAGUACAUGAGAGCCACAGGUGGUAAAAUGGUUUAUCUCCUUUUGGAAGAAGAUAUCCUUGAUUUGUCAGUUACAGAUGAGUACAGAGACUGCAAGGAGCUGUGGUUGGAUGAGCUGAAGCCAUUUACUGUACCUCCAUGGGUGAUUGAGAAGAUGAGAAAGUACAUGGACCAUAUGAGAACCGAGCAGGAGUAGCUGAGUCUCUUCCCCUGAUCUAUGGGUGCUUGGGAUGCAGCCUCGUCACAUGACAUGUCAACCGCAUAAUAAAACAUGGCUGACCAAUGAGGAACAAU
This is a messenger RNA of Bufo gargarizans (Asiatic toad), 1114 nucleotides long. It is a transcript of the gene DNTTIP1, whose product is annotated as deoxynucleotidyltransferase terminal interacting protein 1. Lineage: Eukaryota; Metazoa; Chordata; Amphibia; Anura; Bufonidae. Gene Ontology annotation, cellular component: nucleus. Gene Ontology annotation, molecular function: nucleosome binding; DNA binding. The transcript is spliced from 13 exons. The record is from RefSeq and is a predicted model, not a curated record. The coding region runs from base 78 to 1016 and encodes 312 amino acids.